Ananas comosus (pineapple) is the source of this 1819-nucleotide messenger RNA. RefSeq names its product argininosuccinate synthase, chloroplastic. The transcript is spliced from 9 exons. Gene Ontology annotation, molecular function: argininosuccinate synthase activity; ATP binding. Gene Ontology annotation, biological process: urea cycle; L-arginine biosynthetic process. Gene Ontology annotation, cellular component: cytoplasm. Bases 449 to 1543 code for a protein of 364 amino acids. Lineage: Eukaryota; Viridiplantae; Streptophyta; Magnoliopsida; Poales; Bromeliaceae. The record is from RefSeq and is a predicted model, not a curated record.
UUUAAAAUUUUGAAUGAAAGAACAGCAUGUACGAAGUGUACGGCUCCAUCAGAGCUCAAACCCUCUCCGCUCUUCUGCUCGUUGAGGAUACACGAAGAGAGAGAUCGAGAGAUAAAAUAGAGAGAGAGAGAGAGAUCGAUCGAUUAAGAGACGCGGCGUAGAGCGAGAUCCGUAGAUCGAGCACGAAAUCGCUCGAAAAUGGAUGCGACAAUUUUAGUAGAGUGUUUGACAAAUAAAAAACCUGGCAGCGGGAAGCAGAAAUAGGAUUCUGCGCCUCAACAUCAGAAGCUCCAAUUUGGUGUUCUGAACUUUUGAUUCCGCUACACAAAGAAGCUAUUGUAGGAAACAGUGAUGCUGGUGGGAAUUCCAAUAAGAGUGGAUUGCGUGGAAAGUUGAAUAAAGUUGUUCUAGCAUACAGUGGUGGCUUGGAUACAUCUAUAGUCGUCCCAUGGCUCAGGGUGUGCUCGAAUUAGAAGGCUUGGAAGAGAAAGCGAAAGCUAGUGGUGCGAGUCAACUUGUUGUAAAAGAUUUAAAGGAGGAAUUUGUUAGAGAUUAUAUAUUUCCUUGUUUGCGAGCUGGUGCAAUUUAUGAAAGGAAGUAUUUGCUUGGUACUUCAAUGGCUCGCCCUGUUAUUGCUAAGGCGAUGGUUGAUGUAGCUAAAGAAGUUGGUGCAGAUGCAGUUGCUCAUGGAUGCACUGGAAAAGGCAAUGAUCAGGUUCGCUUUGAACUUACAUUCUAUGCUUUGAAUCCGGAACUCAAAGUUGUGGCACCUUGGCGGGAAUGGGAUAUAACAGGAAGAGAGGAUGCAAUUGAGUAUGCUAAGAAACAUAACGUUCCUGUUCCUGUUACAAAGAAAUCAAUUUACAGCAGGGACCGGAAUCUGUGGCACCUAAGCCAUGAGGGUGAUAUUUUGGAGGAUCCAGCGAAUGAACCAAAGAAGGAUAUGUUCAUGAUGACUGUUGAUCCCGAAGAUGCACCUGAUCAACCCGAAUAUAUAGAAAUCGGAAUUAUGUCAGGAUCACCUAUUUCUCUCAAUCGAAAAGUGUUAUCCCCCGCCUCGCUCCUUACUGAGCUCAAUGAGAUUGGUGGGAAGCACGGGAUUGGGCGUGUGGACAUGGUUGAAAACCGGCUCGUUGGCAUGAAGUCCCGUGGGGUGUAUGAGACUCCCGGUGGAACCAUUCUAUGGACUGCGGUUCGGGACCUCGAAUCCCUGACACUCGACCGCGAGACCAUGCAGGUGAAGGACAUGCUUGCCCUGAAAUACGCCGAGCUGGUCUAUGCGGGCCGGUGGUUCGACCCGCUCCGAGAGUCCAUGGACGCGUUCAUGGACAAGAUCACGGAGACCACGACCGGCACUGUGACUCUUAAGCUCUACAAGGGUUCGAUUACUGUGGUUUCGCGAAAGAGCGAGCAUAGUUUGUACAGGGAAGACAUCUCCUCGUUCGAGAACGGGCAGAUUUAUGAUCAGGCGGACGCUGCCGGCUUCAUCAGGCUCUACGGGCUUCCGACCAAAGUUCGAGCAAUGCUCAAUAAAGGCGUUUGAGUAUAUCAGUUUCCGGGGUUUCCUGCGAGCUCGUGAAGAUUAGUAAUUGGGUUUCUUAGUUUGAGAAGGACGAGAGAAAUUGCAUCAUCUGUGCAUGAGAUUUAAUUGACAGUAUGACGCGAAAUCCGGAUGGUUUUUGGUUAGUUAUGGAUUAUGAUGCUUCGGCGAAAAUUGUGAUCUCCUUAGCCAUCUUUGCUUUGAGAUUGGUGAUGCCAAACUAGGGCAAUGCCCUAUUUUAAUAAAUUUAUUGUUAGGGUGCUCUUCACUUUUCUGUCA